Gallus gallus (chicken) is the source of this 4590-nucleotide messenger RNA. Its product is annotated as interferon type A1/A2-like. The transcript has a single exon. The record is from RefSeq and is a predicted model, not a curated record. The coding region runs from base 2178 to 2759 and encodes 193 amino acids. Gene Ontology annotation, biological process: response to exogenous dsRNA; natural killer cell activation involved in immune response; B cell proliferation. Gene Ontology annotation, cellular component: extracellular region. Gene Ontology annotation, molecular function: cytokine activity; type I interferon receptor binding. Lineage: Eukaryota; Metazoa; Chordata; Aves; Galliformes; Phasianidae.
CUAGGAAGAUCACGCAGCAGAUCUGCCAGCAACAGAGGGACGAGCAGGUGAUCCGACACAGCCUGCACGGCUUCACCAAGGGCAGAUCGUGCCUGACUAACCGGCUGGCCUCCUGCGAUGGAGUGACCGUAUCGGUGCACAAACGGAAGGCAACCGUUGCCAUCUAUAAGGACUUCUGCAAGGCUUGCACCACAUCCAUAUCACUAAAUCGGAGAGGCGUGGGUUCAAAGGCUGGACUACUCGCUGGAUGAGGAAUUGGUUGCAUGGUCGCGGCCUCAGGGCUGCCGUCAAUGGCUCUACGCCCAGGUGGAGGCCGGACACAAGUGGUGCCCCCCCAGGCUCCGCCUUGCGGCCACUGCUCCGCAACAUCCUUAUCAACAACACAGGUGAAGGCAUCGACUGCACCCUCAGCAAGUUUGCGCACUUCACGCAUCAAGCUGAGGAGAUUUUGGUGAGAGGCCAGAGCACGGCCACAAGGACAACCAGAGGGCUGGAGCACUUCUCCUACAAAGACAAGCUGAGGGAGCUGUGCCUGCGCGGUCAGGAAAACACAAAGCACCAGGGAGACCACGUUAUAGCCUGCCACUACUUAAAGGGACCUUAUAAACAGGAAGGAAAUCAACGUUCCACACGGGUAGAUAGCGACAGAACACGGCUUUAAAAUAAAAGAGAUUAAGAUCAGACGCCACGGGGAGAUGCAGGUGAGCCACUGGCACAAAAUGCCCAGAGAGAUUCUGGAUCCACCAUUCCCAGGGGUGCUCAAGGCCAGGCUGGAUGCAGCACUGGGAAGCCUGCUCUACAGCUUCAGUUUUGCGGUUGGCAACCGCGCCCGAGGCAGCGAGUGGGAACGAGAUGACCGCCGAGGCCCCUUCCAACCCAAGCCAUUCUAUGACUCAAAGGGGGCCAACGCGACAUCUGGAGUGGGAAACAUAAACACGGACUGAAAUGGCAGGACAAGGGGCGACGGCUUUCAGCUAAAAGAGAGGAGCUUCACAUUAGCCGUUAGCAACAGACUUUGUCCGUUGAGGGGAGGUGGGCCGCAGGAAAACCUCACCCAGAGAACCCGAGGAUGCCCCAGCACGGGAAGCCUCCAACGGCAGGCUGGAUGGGGCUACGGGCAACCCGCUCGAGUGGAAGGCACCCCUGCCGACGGAAAGACGGUUGGAAGCAGAUGGCAUCUGAGGUCCCUUCCAACGCAAACCACCCUCUCAUUCCCUCAACUCCUCCAGUCUCCUCAUCCUCAAAAGGUGCUUAAAAACCACAUCAGGGGCGUCAUCCCCAUAACGUUUGAGGACUCCUCCUGGACGGCAACAAACCUUUGGCCUUCGCAACGCAAGAUCCUUGGCUUACAGCUAUCCGCCUCCUGGUACAUUUCCUCCUUCUCACCACAUGCCACAGGAAGCAAGGAAAAGAAAAGACGGUGGAGGAAGGAGACGCGUCGUCUGAGGAGCACCACAGCCACAGACCCCGCUCGGAAGGAUAUCUUCCCUUUCUCUUUCUUCCUCAAGCACAAGCCUUUCCAACGUAUUCUCAACAGCUUCCAACACAGGCGGCGCUGCCUACUCCCACCACAACCACAGCCAACCCAGAGCUCCUCACGCCACCGGAAACUACCCAAGGUUCUCCCAGCACGCAUCACUUUUCCAUGCUUUGUAAAAAACAAACAGAAACAAUGCACAGAAAGCAAACCACGGGCAACACACAUCUCACUCAAGUCGAAAGACCAAGACCCAUUACAGCACUAGGGCAUUACGUAAGAAAAGUAGAGUUGAACAGGAAGAGGGAUUUCACCAAAGGACACACCAGAGCUCUCGCCGCACGCCUCAGGGAAAGGAUGAAAAAAAAAAUAGCUGCACAACAGCUGACCCAGAAGAUUCCGCCCCACCACUUUCACAUCCCCCUCCCGGCCCUCGCAGCCAGCCACCCCAGAACACACCGCCGGACCAGGAUCUCCACCAACCGCCCCACACACAGACAAGGCACUUGCUCCCAGACCACAAAAACCAAUAGCCAAAAGUGAAAGCCACAGACAAAAUCUCUCGGCAACAGGAAAGCGAGGAAGGGAAAGAUGCCACACCACAUAAAGCCGGCACCGUGGCUGCACACAGACCACUGCCACCACCCGCACCACCACCGAGCCCCACCAGGCUCCUGCCCAGCACAACGCGAGUCCCACCAUGGCUGUGCCUGCAAGCCCACAGCACCCACGGGGGUACGGCAUCCUGCUGCUCACGCUCCUUCUGAAAGCUCUCGCCACCACCGCCUCCGCCUGCAACCACCUUCGCCCCCAGGAUGCCACCUUCUCUCACGACAGCCUCCAGCUCCUCCGGGACAUGGCUCCCACACUACCCCAGCUGUGCCCACAGCACAACGCGUCUUGCUCCUUCAACGACACCAUCCUGGACACCAGCAACACCCGGCAAGCCGACAAAACCACCCACGACAUCCUUCAGCACCUCUUCACAAUCCUCAGCAGCCCCAGCACUCCAGCCCACUGGAACGACAGCCAACGCCAAAGCCUCCUCAACCGGAUCCACCGCUACACCCAGCACCUCGAGCAAUGCUUGGACAGCAGCGACACGCGCUCCCAGAAGCGAUGGCCUCGCAACCUUCACCUCGCCAUCAAAAAACACUUCAGCUGCCUCCACACCUUCCUCCAAGACAACGAUUACAGCGCCUGCGCCUGGGAACACGUCCGCCUGCAAGCUCGUGCCUGGUUCCUGCACAUCCACAACCUCACAGGCAACACGCGCACUUAGCCCCAAACGCACCUCCCACCCUUGUCCUAUUUAUCUAUUUAUUCAACUAUUUAUACAAACGCCUAUUUAUUCUUCUAUUUAUUCUUCUAUUUAUUCAGACAAAAUAAAGCUCUCCUUUUCAACACUGCCUGCGAGUGCCUCCUUUCGCUCAAUCACAGAAGCCCCUUUCGGGGGCAACCAAACCUGGGAUUCUCACACACAGCUCCGAAAACUCUGCUACCCACUUACGUCUUGCGUAGUCCUGGCAGGGGGAGGGAGGUCCACGAGUUCGGCACAAAAAGCAGCCAAAGCAGGGACACCUGCAGCGGGCGGCAGGACCGUCCGGUUUUGGCUAACAAGGUUGAACAAAUCAGCUGAUAAUCAGUUUCAGCACAGAAGCUUGACGGCCACAGCGGUACCGCAGUGACGGGUUUUGCUUCGUUAAUGUGAAAUUAGCCCUACAGGUAACUCACGUCUCGAGUGCCAUGAUCAAGAACACAAAGGCGGCGUACCACUGCAGUAGAUGACUCUUCACGCAAAUCCUGUCAAACAUCGCCCCACAGGGAGAAACCCACAAGCUUCAGCUUCUAAGGGGAAGCAGAGCUAUCUUGGGGAAGCAGAGAAGAGAAAGGCAGAGAGAAGGAAGGAGACAAGAGAGCUAAGAGACGGGAAGCUACACUCAUCUUACUCCACCAAGACAGGGCACCUUCUUGGCAACCACUCUGCCUCACCCUCUCUCUGGGUGGAGAACACUGGGACAGCAUGGAUUUGGAUACCCCCAUGUCUUCGUUCCAGCUGGGACAGAAUUGUUCUCUUCAGAGCGCCUGCUACGAUGCGGCGUUUUGGUUCUAGGAGAAAAACAAUGCUGGUAACACACCGACGCUUAUUCUUGCCGCCAAGCGGUGCCGCACCGAGCCAAGGCCGUUCUCAGCAAAAGCCCCAAGGAGCUGGGAGGGAGCGGAGUUAGGACUGCUGACUUAAACUGGCCCAAAGGGCUAUCCCCCACCAUACGACAUCAAGCAGGAGGAGUUUUGAGGAGGGUGGGAGUUCAACUCGCUCGCUUGCUCUUCCGCUCCUCACGUGGCUGCAAUGCCGCUCUCCGUCCUAUCAGAAAAGUCACGGCUGUCAGGAAAAGUCCCCGGUGACUGCAAAAACGGAAACAUCGCUCCCCCUUCUAGGAAAAGGAGGAAGGAAGACGCGGGGAACUACAGCCAGGUGAGCCUCACCCCUCUGCCUAGGAAGAUCACGCAGCAGAUCUGCCAGCAACAGAGGGACGAGCAGGUGAUCCGACACAGCCUGCACGGCUUCACCAAGGGCAGAUCGUGCCUGACUAACCGGCUGGCCUCCUGCGAUGGAGUGACCGUAUCGGUGCACAAACGGAAGGCAACCGUUGCCAUCUAUAAGGACUUCUGCAAGGCUUGCACCACAUCCAUAUCACUAAAUCGGAGAGGCGUGGGUUCAAAGGCUGGACUACUCGCUGGAUGAGGAAUUGGUUGCAUGGUCGCGGCCUCAGGGCUGCCGUCAAUGGCUCUACGCCCAGGUGGAGGCCGGACACAAGUGGUGCCCCCCCAGGCUCCGCCUUGCGGCCACUGCUCCGCAACAUCCUUAUCAACAACACAGGUGAAGGCAUCGACUGCACCCUCAGCAAGUUUGCGCACUUCACGCAUCAAGCUGAGGAGAUUUUGGUGAGAGGCCAGAGCACGGCCACAAGGACAACCAGAGGGCUGGAGCACUUCUCCUACAAAGACAAGCUGAGGGAGCUGUGCCUGCGCGGUCAGGAAAACACAAAGCACCAGGGAGACCACGUUAUAGCCUGCCACUACUUAAAGGGACCUUAUAAACAGGAAGGAAA